Molecule: messenger RNA, 276 nt
Organism: Arabis nemorensis
Lineage: Eukaryota; Viridiplantae; Streptophyta; Magnoliopsida; Brassicales; Brassicaceae
Source: the annotation of a GenBank genome assembly
AUGGAAUUAGCAGUCGUUGUUAAGAAGGGCAGCAUCGGCGGAGGAGGAGGUCGCAGCUUUGGUGGAGGAGGAGGUCCCAGCUUUGGAGGCGGAGGAGGACGCGGAGGAAGAAGUGGCGAAGGAGGGAGGACUAUUGGAGGAGGAGGAAUACGUCCGAUUCCGAUUUAUGGCGGUGGAUCGCACCACGGUGGUCGCCGUUCAAGCGGAGGCCGAGAAAGAUCAGGGAAAAUUAAUCUUACCUUAAUCAAGAAUCCCUUAACCGGUUUCAUACCGUAA